AUGCCCCCUCCGGUUCUGGAGCCAAAGCUCCUAACCACGCUUCCAUCCAAAUUUCGCACUUUUGGCGUAUCAGAGCACUCGACAAACCAGAAACGUGGACGACCACUCGACAGCUUCCUUGAAGGGCCAGUCGUCAUAGACGACACGCUGUAUCUGGCCGACAUCCCGUACGGUCGGAUCUUCGCCGUCAAUCUCAACACAAAUGAAUGGAACCUUGUGAUACAGUACGACGGUGAGCCCAAUGGUCUAGCAUGGCAUAAAGAGCGGCGCCAACUCCUCAUUGCCGACUUCAAGCACGGCAUCCUUGCUCUCGACCUGAAAACCAAGAUCAUGACCACUGUGAUGGAACGCUUCAAUGGCGAGCGGCUCAAGGGCCCCAACGACCUGAUUGUCACCUGCGACGGCAGUAUUAUCUUCACAGAUCAGGGUAUGAGUGGACUUCAAGACCCGACGGGACGUGUAUACCGCAUCGGCCCAGGCUUCAACACAGACGCUGGCCCUAACCGCGUCGAGGUGCUGCUUCGCAACUGCCCUUCACCCAAUGGCCUAGUUCUCGAUAAAGAUGAAAAGAAUCUCUUCGUCGCCAUGACAAGGGAUAACAGUGUCUGGCUUGCUCCCCUGUACCCAGAUGGCAGUGUGCAGCGAACGGGGCGGUUUUCGAGCUACUUUGGUGUUGGGGGAGCUGAUGGCCUGUUGACGAAUAGGGAGGGUGAUCUUUUUGUUGCUCAUUCUACACUGGGCACAGUUUUUGUGCAUCGCAAGGACGGCACACCGCGCGCAACCAUUACAACAAAAGGUUUUGGUUCCGGCACGACUAAUUUGACUUGGGGAGAAGGGCCUGAGAAGAUUCUCUACAUUGUUGAAAGUGAAUCUGGUACAAUUCUGACAUUAGAUUGGUGUAAUGUAGCGCCUUUGUGA
Fusarium proliferatum ET1 is the source of this 918-nucleotide messenger RNA. RefSeq lists its product as uncharacterized. The transcript has a single exon. The record is from RefSeq and is a predicted model, not a curated record. The coding region runs from base 1 to 918 and encodes 305 amino acids. Lineage: Eukaryota; Fungi; Ascomycota; Sordariomycetes; Hypocreales; Nectriaceae.